This is a messenger RNA of Caenorhabditis remanei, 1047 nucleotides long. RefSeq lists its product as uncharacterized. The coding region runs from base 1 to 1047 and encodes 348 amino acids. The record is from RefSeq and is a predicted model, not a curated record. NCBI's taxonomy places the organism in Eukaryota, Metazoa, Nematoda, Chromadorea, Rhabditida, Rhabditidae. The transcript has 3 exons. Gene Ontology annotation, molecular function: oxidoreductase activity; zinc ion binding.
AUGUCUACUAUUCCCGUCUCUCAUCGUGCUCUUAUAUUCGAUGAAUACAAUGGGCCACUCGAAGUUCGUCAGUUUCCAGUCCCUGAACCAGAAGAUGAUGAGCUUUUGGUAAAAUUAGAGUAUUCUGGAAUAUGUCAUUCGGAUCUUCAUGCUUGGUGUGGCGACUUUGCCUUUGCAACAGUUUAUCCAUUGAUUGGAGGGCAUGAAGGAGCAGGAAGAGUCGUGAAAAUGGGAGCAAAAAUCAAAGAUUGGAAAUUGGGAGACUUGGCGGGUGUAAAGCUUGUCAAUGAGAAUUGUUUGAAUUGUGAAUAUUGCAAAACUGGAAACGAACCAUUAUGCGACCGUAGUCGAAUGUAUGGUUUAAUACGCCACGGGAUGUUCCAAGAAUAUGUUACAAUCCGUGAUGUGGAUACUAUCAGGAUUCCAGAUGGGAUGAGUUUGGCAGCAGCUGCUCCCGUUCUUUGUGGUGGAGUAACUGCUUACAAAGCGCUACAAGAAACAAAUGUAAAAGCUGGUCAAAUAGUUGUUAUCACUGGAGCAGGUGGAGGUCUUGGAUCAUUUGCUAUUCAAUAUGCAAAGGCAAUGGGAAUGAGAGUUGUUGCAGUGGAUCACUCGAGCAAGAAAUAUCAUUGUGAGCAACUUGGAGCCGAGUGGUUUGUCGAUGGAUUCGAGACUCAUGAUAUUGUGGAUCAAAUCAGAAAAAUCACAAAUGGAGGCCCACAUGGAGUUGUCAGUUUCGCCUCUUCAAAAAAACCAAUGGAGCAAGCACUGGAAUAUAUCAGAAAAAGAGGAACUGUUGUUUUAGUUGGACUACCGAAAGAUUCGAAGAUCCUAGUUGAUACAACGCCACUUAUUUUCAACGCUUUAACUAUAAAAGGAUCUGUAAUCGGAUCUCGUCUUGAUACUGAUGAAGCCAUGGACUUUGUCUUUCGUGGAGCUGUAAAGGUGCCGUUGGAAUUCGUCAAACUAGAAGACGUUCCUAAUGUUUACGAGAAGAUGAAAAAAGGACUAGUCACUUCUCGUGUUGUGGUUGAUUUCUCUUUGUGA